Messenger RNA from Homalodisca vitripennis (glassy-winged sharpshooter), 3322 nucleotides. RefSeq names its product trace amine-associated receptor 9. Gene Ontology annotation, molecular function: corazonin receptor activity. The coding region runs from base 436 to 1680 and encodes 414 amino acids. Lineage: Eukaryota; Metazoa; Arthropoda; Insecta; Hemiptera; Cicadellidae. Gene Ontology annotation, biological process: neuropeptide signaling pathway. Gene Ontology annotation, cellular component: membrane. The record is from RefSeq and is a predicted model, not a curated record. The transcript has 7 exons.
UGCUUGUAUUCAAAGAAACAUUAAUAAGAGAUAAAAAUUUCAAUUAACCAUGUAUUUUAAAUAUUUUAUUGCGUCUUUAAAAGAAAUGUUUCUUCUGUUUCAGAUGAAAUGAACAAAUUAUUAUUCGUCUACUCAAGGCCUCAAAUGAGGAACGGAUAACAGCACUGGAGCACAAACAGCCCCAGUAUAUGUCAGUAAUAUUUCGAUAAAAAUAUAAGAAAAUUUGUAAGCUUUAAAAGUCAUAGUUUAUCAAAAGAAUAAAGCUUUAAAACUGUAUCCAAAGAAUAUAUGAUACUAUGCAUGUUUAUAAAGGUAAAUCAGCUAGGUAAAGAUAUAAGUAGUUUAAAUUUGGUGCAAGAAAUAGAAGUUUAAGAUAAAGACCUCAAAAUUUUGGGAAAUUGGAAUGUAGAAAGCAAUCUACGAAGGUGAGUGAAGAUGAGGACUAUAUCAUCGAAGAGCACCCUGCUGGUCCCGCCCGUCCUUCACAACUCUAGUUGCACCCACCCUCGCUACGGCUCUGUCGGUCCUCAGGCCUCAGUCGGAGGGUUAGUCCAGGGUACCAUCAUCCUCACGCUCUUCGUCGGCAUCAUCGUGGCCAACCUCUUAGUCAUCAUUGUCAUCAACAGUCGCCGAUACUCCAAGUACAUUCACGCCCAGCCGAGAUACUUGCUGACGUCUCUGGCAGGGAACGACCUGGCCAUUGGCCUACUGGUGACCCCGUUCGGUGUGCUGCCCGCCGUAUACGGUUGUUGGCCCUAUAGCGACAUUCUCUGCCAGAUACAGGCACUGCUACGUGGAGCUUUAACACAGCAGAGUGCAGCCAUCUUGAUCUGCAUGGCCGUGGAUCGUUAUAAUUGCAUGCUGCAUCCAGUGAACUACCACAAACACUCCAACAAGAAGGGGUGCAUGGCGCUGCUCAGCCUCACCUUGGUGACGUCUCUCACUGUGUUCUCAACCCUGGUGCUGCCAAGGGGCAGCUAUUACUUCAACAUGACCGGGCUUGCCGCUUGUGACCCGUUCUACACCAGAGCCAGUCUCCGUAUCCUGGCGGCAUGCAUCUUCUACUUCCCUACCACCAUGGUGCUGAUGUAUUGCUACGGCUCGGCCUUUCACGUCAACAAGUUGAGGCUCAAGCGGGGAGUGACCGCCGCCAGCCCUCCUGAGGAGAUCAACAACGCCUCCCUUGAAAAGCUGGUAGCUCACGAACGCAGACUGAGUACGAACGCAUCUCGAACUAUGGCUGCCAUGUCUCUGGGAUUCAUCGUCAUGGUGACCCCCUGGACCAUCCAAGAGGUGGUGGUCGCUUGCACAGGGUCAAAGAUGCCACCCUUCCUGGACUUCACCAUCACCUGGUUGGCGCUCAGUAACAGUUUCUGGAAUCCAUUCCUAUACUGGCUUCUUAACAACAAUUUCCGCCGUAUCAGCAAGGAACUAUUUCUCUCCAAGAUCCUGUGUCGUAAACCCAAAAAGCCAAGUGAGCCUGUUAUCCGGUGUUGCACAUCGACUGGGCCGAUAGCCGCCGCCGUGGCUAACCGUACCGACCUGGAGGGUAUGAGCGAGAAGUACUGGGGUGAGAUCCUGGAGCGUACAGUGAGUAGCAGCAGUCUACAGGCUAUGCAGCGAGUAGCACCCUCCCCAGGCACAGUACCCUCAUCUCUGCCGAGUCGUAGGACCCAGUGAUGCGCGCUGUUCGGGUGGUCCUUCCAUUGUUCCAUCACCAAGGAGUCGUUUAAUGACCAGAACUGGUGUGAGGUCCACGGAGUCAAAACUCACAGUACGCUAUAGUACUAAGUAGCGUCGUCAUUACCCAGUCACAGGGUCUAGUGAUGUGAUAUUUUCUGGUGAUCCUUGCAAGAGUCUAUCUCAAAGGAGUCGUUCAAUGACCAGAACUAGUGUGUGGGUUAUGGAGUUAAGAUUUACAGUAUGCUAUACUAUAGAUGCUAUAGUAAUCCGUACCGUUGACACUACCAAGUAACAGGGUGAGUGGUGUGAUCUGUUCGGUCGGUCAUUGCAAUGAUCCACCACUAGUGAGUCGUGCAAUAACAAUAUCUUUGGCGAGAUCCACUGUUUAAAGACUCAUAUCGUACUAUAGUACGAAAUCCCCUUGUCACUGUCUAAACGCAGGACAAAGUGUUGCUAUGUGUUUGGCUGGUCCUUCCGUUGCUAUAUCAUUAAGUCAAUGACCAGAACCCAUUAGCAAAUGUACUAUCUAAAACUUAUAAUACUACAGGUAUAUUAUAAUAUGUUGUAACUGGUCACUGUUAAUUUCAUUUCCGGAAUUCUCUCGUUCAUAGUUUUCAAUGUUUCAUCGUUUACGUUAUUUACGUGUGUGACUGUAGCAUAUAAGUGGAUACUUUUAAACACGUAUUUGUGUUUAAUAAGUAGCUCAAUUUCAUUAUUGUAUACCGACUAUUUGACUUUGGGCUUUACAUUUUUAGACUCCUACUAUUAAUGAAUUGUAUGUAAAAAUGUGAUUUUCGUAUCUUUUUGUUCAAAACAUGCGGACAUGUUUAAAAAUUACCGAUGUUUAUAUUGUCACAUCAUAUGUCUCAGAGAAUAAUAUAAACUGUUUUCAGUGUUUAAUUAGUCAAUAUAAGUUUUUUUCUCCAGUUUUAUACUCGUGUUUCUACCGGAUAUCUAUUUUUAAUUUAUAAUUAGAAAAUAAUCUUGAAAAAGUUACUUAAAUUCAGUAAAUAAUGUUUACAUGGUAUAUGUUUAAACAGCGUAAAUAAACUUUGAAGUAUAAGUAAAAAUUUUAGAUUAAUUUAUUUGUAUUAAUAUAAUUUAAAAAAUCUGAGACUUGGGUAUUUGAGUUUUAUUUAAUAUUAUUUGUUGCAAACAUGUUUUGAAUCCUAAAUUUUUAAUUAUAUGGUGUAUUCAUCACUUUGAUACUGAAAUUAUUAAAAAUGUAUUAUGAACCUAAAAAAUGUAUUUUCGUUACCGAAUAUAUUACAUUAGGGAUCGUAAACUCUGAAAAAGAGACUAAAUAAUGUAACCAACAUAAUUUUAUAGUUGUGUAGGUAUUACUUACCAAGUUUCCAAUACAACAAACAAAAAUAUGAAUAGCAUUAUUUAUGUAGUAACUUUACUGCCUUUCUUAAAAUAUUAUAUCUAGAAUAAUAAUGAGCCUUUAGUUAAUCUAUAUAUGUAGUUUUGAAAUGGAAAUACGUAAGACGCUGUCAGUGAACUUCCAUAUCAACGUAUCAAAAUCCACUACCCAAGAGUAGGUCUUGAAUGUCAAUCACAACUUUGUACAUUUGUAUAUACUGUACGCAAUUUGUAUAUUUGUAUUGUUUCCUAAUAAAUAUUGAAUGAAGGCCUA